AUGGAUUCUUUCCGUGCAUAUCCAGAGUCAUCAUCCAUGGCCAGAACAAGCUGGACCAGGCCCAGCACAAGUGCAUCACAGGCGACGGCCCACCUCCCAGCGCGACGGCACACCUCCCCCGCCUCCCGCAUAACUCGUGGCCACCUACCCCGCCCCAUUCACCUUAUCCUUUCACUCCUCACUCCACUCCUCACUCCCCUCCGCCGCCGCAUCGCCGCGCGCGUCGACGAACUGCCGGCCGCGCUCCUCCGCGCGCGUCAACGAGCUGCCGGCCGCGCUCCUCCGCCCCUUCAUCGUCUACCACUCCGCCGUCUUCGGCAACUUCAAGGGUCGCACCAUCCUGGUUCGCAUCCAAACCCCUCCUCCCUCUUCCCGCUUAGCUCUUCUUGUUCUUGUUGGGGGAAUCCGACUGACUGGCUCUUCGCUGGUGCCCAGUUCGACUGCGGCAUCCACCCGGCCUACUCCGGCAUGGCGGCGCUGCCCUACUCUGACGAGAUCGACCCCUCCACCAUCGACGUCCUCCUCGUCACCCACUUCCACUUGGACCACGCCGCCUCGCUGCCCUACUUCCUCGAGAAGACGACGUUCAAGGGCCGCGUGUUCAUGACCCACGCCACCAAGGCCAUCUACAGGCUGCUGCUCUCGGAUUACGUCAAGGUCAGCAAGGUGUCGGUGGAGGACAUGCUGUUUGACGAGCAGGACAUCAUCCGUUCCAUGGACAAGAUCGAGGUCAUAGACUUCCACCAGACACUUGAAGUUAAUGGCAUACGCUUCUGGUGCUAUACUGCUGGCCAUGUACUUGGUGCUGCCAUGUUCAUGGUGGAUAUUGCCGUUGUUCGCAUUCUUUACACCGGUGACUACUCCCGUGAAGAAGACCGGCACCUGAAAGCUGCUGAGAUCCCCCAGUUCUCCCCUGAUAUUUGCAUUAUUGAGUCAACUUAUGGCGUGCAGCAACACCAACCCCGCCAUGUCAGAGAAAAGCGCUUCACUGAUGCCAUCCACAACACUGUUUCUCAAGGGGGGCGUGUUCUUAUCCCGGCAUAUGCUCUUGGUAGAGCACAGGAACUGUUGCUUAUCCUGGAUGAGUAUUGGUCUAACCACCCAGAGCUCCAUAAGAUUCCAUAUUAGAAAAGGUACGCCGAUCUACAACGCCAGAAGCCCCGGUACGCCGAUCCGUGGUGGUUCCUCCUCUACUUCUUCCAUUUGUUGCUUCCCUAACCUGAUCUCAUCCUCGCUGUUCUAUCGAGGCGCCAUGGCACGGCCACACAUGGAGGGCCAUGGAGAAGACACGGCCACGGUGGUGCAGCCUGUGGUCCACAUCGCCGGCAAGAAGAACCACCACGAGGUCGGGUCACGGUGGUGCAGCCUGUGGUCUUCAUCGUCUACCACUCCGCCGUCUUCGGCAACCCCCACCACUUCCGCGUCAAGGUGGUUGUUGAUGCCGGCACCGGGAGCGGCAUCCUCGUUUUCUGGAGCGCUCAGGCCAGCGCCAGGACGAUAGUGAGG
Molecule: messenger RNA, 1506 nt
Organism: Triticum dicoccoides
Lineage: Eukaryota; Viridiplantae; Streptophyta; Magnoliopsida; Poales; Poaceae
Product: cleavage and polyadenylation specificity factor subunit 3-I-like
Exons: 6
Coding region: 1-1128 (375 amino acids)
Biological process (GO): mRNA 3'-end processing by stem-loop binding and cleavage
Cellular component (GO): mRNA cleavage and polyadenylation specificity factor complex
Molecular function (GO): RNA binding; RNA endonuclease activity; 5'-3' RNA exonuclease activity
Source: RefSeq, a predicted model, not a curated record